AUGGAAUUACCAGAUCAUGUAAGACAUCAUGUAAACGUGGCAGUGGUUGCAAUGAUACUUGAAUCAAGAACCGGUCAUAGUAAUAGAAGUAGUAUGUAUGGAUCAUCAGUAAAUAAAAUGUGGACAAUGAGUGAUAAAUUACACGAGAUAAUAUUUAGCUGUCUUGUAUCAGAAGAAUCUGUAUUGAGGUUUGUUAAUUGGUUUUUUGAUGGAAUAAGAAAAACAUUCGAUGAUAAAACUCUCUUUCUCAAUAAUAACGUUAAUAAUGUCAAUAAUGGUGAUGGUAACGUCAAGAAUAUAAACAAUGAUGGUAAUAAUGACAACACCAACAAAAUCAACAAUAUCAACAAUGUAAUUAAAUUCCCAACAACAUGUUUUCAAUGUAAUAAUAACUAUUUAAUGGAAAAUUGGUGUUAUCAAUGUGAAUCAUUUCUAUUCCAAUCGAAUUUUCAUAAAUGGACAUCUGACAAUAAAGAAAUCGACUCGUUUAUUAGAGAGACGCAAUUGGAAGUACCAAAUUACUAUAAAUUUUUAAGAUAUUUUGGAAAUUAUGAAGAAGAAUUUCAAAUCAUCAAAGAAAUAAACACGACUCCAAAAAAUGUAUUAUCCGAAUCCAAAUGGAUCAGUAAUAAUAACAAUAGAUUUAAUGGCACAUUGAAACAGUGGGUAUAUAAUACACAAUUAGAAAUUAUUUUGGAUUAUUUAAAAUUUAAUAAUAAAGAAUUAUCGGAGAAAUUAAAUAAUGACAAAUUAGACGGUGAAUUAUGGAAUGAUUUAUUACAAGAUUUUAUUGUUAGAAUGAAAAAAAUAUAUGAGAUGAGAAAAACUUUAAAAUUAAGAUUUGCUGAUCAUGAUGAUGAUACCAAAUUGGGAAAUGACGGUGAUGAUGGUGGUAGUGGCAAUGUAUAUGGAAACGGACAAGUACAAGGGAUACAAAUUAAAAGAAAAGAAACAAAUAGAUUCUUUAAAAAAUUAUUUAAACUUCCAUUAAAAAAAAAGAAAAAGUUGAUAAAUAAUCAGGUGAGAAGGGAUUCAUCAACAAUCGCAAUCAAAUAUAUUACAAAUGUACCAAAAUCAACAUCACCGUUUAAUGAUGAUGCUAAUAACGAUGAAGAUAAAAAUAAAUUAGUAAUGCUUAAACAAAUUUUAAAUUCUGAAAAUAUUUCAAAAGAUUUUAUUACUCAGGUAAUGGAAAGAUGUUGGAAUGCAAAUAUCAAUAACAGAUCAAAUAUUGACGAAUUGUUUGAAAUAGCAUCAAGUAAAUUUCUAAGGCUUCGUGAUUUACCAAUUCCAAAAAAUUCAUUACCAAUAGAAAAAUCAAGAACAAAUUCAGUUGAUGUUACCAAUGAUGCUAUAAAUAAAAAUCAAGAUAAUCAAUUACAACAACACCAAAAGAAAGAUACAGAUGAUGAUAAUGGAAUAUGGGAAAGCGAUCGACCUAAAGAAGUUUACUUUUUUUCCCAAAAAUCAAAAUCUUUAGACACAUUAAUUUCUACUGAUUAUUACCAAUGCUUCAAUGCUACUCUCAAAUAUUCUGUUUCUAGAAAUUCUUGA
Entrophospora sp. SA101 is the source of this 1554-nucleotide messenger RNA. NCBI's taxonomy places the organism in Eukaryota, Fungi, Glomeromycota, Glomeromycetes, Entrophosporales, Entrophosporaceae. The record is from the annotation of a GenBank genome assembly.